AUGGCCAGAGUCUGCAUCCACCAGGUCUGCUUAGUAGCUUUACUCUCAGUGCUGUGGUCUCUCACUGCGUUUGGACAGGACUUUUUUGUAAUCACUGAAACAGAUGACACUGAGGCUUAUGAAUAUGAAUAUGAUUAUGAUCUUCCCACUGAAAUCCCAGCAGAGAAUGGUGAUUUCACUCCAAAUGACUACAGUGACUGGGUGUAUGAACUGAUGGAUCUCACAAAUGAGUGUGAUCCAAACCCAUGUUUGAACGGAGGUGCCUGUGACACCACUUUUGGGGGCUUCAUAUGCGUGUGCCCUGAGCCUUACACAGGAAAGAGGUGCCAGACAAAGAAAGAUGUUUGCAAGAACGUGUAUUGCGGCCAUGGAAGCUGUGUUUACACAUCCACUGCUCCAUUCUACGAGUGCAAGUGCAAGCAUCCGUACAAACCUCCCAACUGCAAGAAAGCUUCUCCCUGCAGGCCCAACCCCUGUCAGAAUGGCGGCUCCUGUAAGAGGGGCGCCAAACGUUUCUCCUUCCAGUGUUCUUGCACUGAUAGAUACACUGGGAAAUUCUGUGAAGUUGGACCAAAUGACUGUUACCAAGACAACGGAGAGUUGUACCGCGGCCAUGUGAGCGUAACAGUUGAAGGGGAGGAGUGUCUGGACUGGGAUUCCUAUUUCAUCCUGCAGAAUGGAGGAGACCCCUUUAAUGAUUAUGCAGGCUAUGAUGGACUCGGACCACACAAUUAUUGCAGGAACCCUGAUGGAGAUGAUCAGCCCUGGUGCUUCAUUAACAAAAAUGGUAAACUGAAGUGGAACUAUUGUAACGUCAGGAAGUGUUCUGCAGCUCCAGCUACGCCACCAACUAUCCCUGAAGUAGAUCCAACUCCAGUCAAGGAGAACGUGCCCACUGGUCAGUUCUCCCAGUGUGGGAGGCCGCAGCCCGGCCGCACUGCCAGGAUCUUUGGAGGGAAGAAGUCUCUUCCCGGGGCUCAUCCUUGGCAGGUUUCCCUGCAGACCAGAACAAAAGGCUCCUCUGGGCCCUUUAGCCACAUCUGUGGUGGCAUUCUCCUCGAGUCCUGCUGGGUUCUCACUGCUGCACACUGCAUUAAAAGCGGACUGGAAAUGCAGGUGGUGCUGGGAGGAGUGGACAUAGAGAAGGAAGAGGUAUAUGAUCAGGUCAUUCCUGUGGAGAAGGCCUUUGUACAUGAGGAGUACAAAGAGAGCCCAUUCGCUCUUCAUAAUGAUGUUGCCAUGCUUCAGCUGAAAGUCAUGGACUCACCCUACUGUGCCAAAGAAACCCGCUUUGUAAAGACAGCCUGUCUCCCAGACCAGCCCUUCAGCAGCGGGACGGAGUGUGUGAUCUCAGGAUGGGGUGUGACUGAAACACAGAAGUACGGUUCCAACCAGCUCCUAGAUGCCCGCGUUCUCCUAAUCUCUCAGGAGAAAUGUAAAGCUCCUCAUGUGUAUGGAGACUCUCUGGAUGACAGCAUGUUCUGUGCAGGCAACAUGAAAGGAGGCGUUGACUCCUGCCAGGGUGACUCUGGUGGCCCUCUGGUGUGUGAGCGUAACGGGACCCACUAUGUUGUUGGUGUGGUGAGUUGGGGCGACGGCUGUGGUAAGAAGUACAAGCCUGGUGUCUACAGCAACGUCCGCAGAUUUGUUGACUGGAUCGCUUAUCAUUUACUCUUAUCACGUGGCACAUGAGCAUGUGGCCAUUGCCUCUGUGAUGUCCUGUCUGCAUAAAAAUCAUUUCGAGUUCUCACUCCAUCGCCAGAAUGAGUGUCAAAUAAGUGACACAAUACCUCAUUUAUAUAUUCCUGCUUUAACUCAUGUAUACCUCACUGUGGCAUAAGUACAUUAGUGUUCCCUUGUUCAAUAAAGAUGACUGUGAAAGGAUUUCUGAGUGAAUCCCUGAAUCCAGCACGUCAAUAAUUUGUUAAUCUUGAGUUCAUAUUAAAAAAAGGGUAGGUAUACUGUAUGAUCACUGUGAUAGCUAGUUUUACUGGUUUUGUUAAUUUUAACUGA
This is a messenger RNA of Toxotes jaculatrix (banded archerfish), 2013 nucleotides long. RefSeq names its product hyaluronan-binding protein 2-like. The coding region runs from base 1 to 1692 and encodes 563 amino acids. NCBI's taxonomy places the organism in Eukaryota, Metazoa, Chordata, Actinopteri, Toxotidae. The record is from RefSeq and is a predicted model, not a curated record. Gene Ontology annotation, biological process: proteolysis. The transcript has 13 exons. Gene Ontology annotation, molecular function: serine-type endopeptidase activity; calcium ion binding.